AUGGACGGCAAAAGCACCAACGGCGGGGAAGGAAUAGCCAAGAGGUGGAAGCAGCUGAGCGGGGAGGACAACUGGAAGGGCCUACUGGACCCACUGGAUCUCGACCUCCGCCGCUACAUAAUCCACUGCGGCGAGGUGGCCCAGGCCACCUACGACGCCUUCAACACCCAGAAGAAGUCCAAGUACGCCGGCAGCAGCAUGUACGGCCGGUCCGGUUUCUUGGGCAAGGUCGGGCUGGAAAACGGCAACCCGUUCAAGUACGAGGUGACCAAGUUCCUGUACGCCACGUCGGCGGUGAACCUCCCCGAGGGUUUCAUUGUGAAGUCGCUGUCGAGGGAGGCGUGGUGCAAGGAGUCCAACUGGAUGGGGUACGUGGCGGUGGCGACGGAGGAAGGAGCGGCGGCGCUGGGGAGGAGGGAUAUUGUGGUGGCGUGGAGAGGGACGAAGCAGAGUUUGGAGUGGGUGAAUGAUUUGGAUUUCUUGCUGGUGUCGGCUCCUGAGGUGUUUGGGGAAGGGAGUGAGGUGAAGGUGCAUGAGGGUUGGUAUUCGAUUUACACCUCCGAUGAUGCCAAGUCUCCUUACAAUACCACCAGCGCUAGAGACCAGGUACUCGAGGAGGUAAGGAGGCUGGUGGAACUAUACAGCAACGAAGAAAUCAGCAUCACGGUGGCCGGUCACAGCCUCGGAGCCGCACUCGCCACCCUGAAUGCGGUGGACAUAGUAACCAACGGCUUCAACCGAUCGUCACUACUGUCAAUCUCUUCCAGCUGUCCAGUCACAGCCAUGGUGUUCGGCAGCCCACGCAUCGGCGACUCCGCGUUCAAGAAGCACUUCACGCAGUACGAAGAUCUACGCGCCUUGCGUGUCCACAACGCGCUCGACAUCGUCCCUAACUACCCGCUGAUUGGUUACGCGGAUGUCGGAGCGGAGCUGGUGAUCGACACCACAAAGUCCACGUAUCUGAAGCACCCCGGGAACCAGUCGACGUGGCACAACCUGGAGGCUCACCUCCACGGGGUGGCCGGUACUCACGGGUCCAACGGGGCAUUCCAGCUGGCGGUGGAGCGUGACGUGGCGCUGGUGAAUAAGUCGUUGGACGCGCUGAAGGAUGAGUACUUGGUGCCGGCGGCAUGGCGUGUGUUGAAGAACAACGGGAUGGUUCAGUUGUCGGAUGGGUCGUGGAAGUUGCUGGAUCAUGAACAGGAUAUCGAGACUUGA
Messenger RNA from Linum trigynum, 1218 nucleotides. NCBI's taxonomy places the organism in Eukaryota, Viridiplantae, Streptophyta, Magnoliopsida, Malpighiales, Linaceae. The record is from the annotation of a GenBank genome assembly.